AUGGCCAAGCGCAUCGCCUGCUCCAUCAACUCGGCAGUGCGGAAGAUCCGCCUGGCCCUGAUGCACUCGGGGAGAGGCUACGAUGAGGCGCGCUGUCCCUUAUCCUUGCCAAGAUCGGGCGACGACGACCCCGCGGACACGGAUGGGCUGGCGCCCAAAGAAGCCGAGGCGGUGACGUGGGGCUUCGUCCGGAGACCCAGUGGUGCCGCCGUGUCAAGGUGCUGUGGUGGUAAGACGAAGUCGAAACGCCAGAUUCGAGAAGUGUUGAAAGAACGCUUGGGGAUUGCAGCCUUUGCCACCCCGGAAAUUGCCACCGUGCUGUUUCUGCAGGGGGCACUGAGCAAUGGAAGCUAUCAAGACUUCGUUCCCGAGGAGUAUGAAGAGUUUAUGGUGCAAAGUGAGAUUUUGCAGAUCGUGAUUGAAGGGAUUUGGUCGCAGGGAGCAGCACUCUCCGUUGACGGUGAGACAGCCCUAGUCCUGGCCGACCGCGAUGCCGUGGAUGGCAAGGCUUACUCCAGGCCUCGGGUUGAAGAUAAACCCAUAUCCUGGUCCAGGAUCCUUCUGAAAUCCGGGAAGCUGCUGAAGAUUCCAGGCCUCUCCGAUGAUGAUUUGGUGAAGCGUUACAUCGGUGCAAUCUUUUGGCACACUGCGGCGCGCGCACCCAAUGGUACUGUGGACAAUGAGACGUAUCGGCGCUUCUGCCGGAAGCCCACGCGCCACGAGUCCGCGAAGCAGGCCUUUGACCAAGACAUCGUGGCUACGGAGGUCUAUGCGGAUGUGUAUCCCUCAGAUGCCGUACUUUGGCUUUCGAGUUUGCACCGCGGACCACUAGCUCCCAAGCUCCAAAAGAUCGCCAGCUUCGUGAAGGCCCGGCUACACGCGCAGCCCAGCUUGCUGGCGGCCUCGCCAUGGUCAUGGCAGGCUGGAUCCUCCUGCCUCGCGGCCGUGGCCUCGUUGGCGCUGGCCGUGGCGGCCGUGGCCAUGACAAUGAGAAGAGGGGAGAGAGACAGCCUGAGGGAACCCUUGCAAUACUUCUUGGCGGCCAACCUGAAACAGCUUCUACCGCCCAAUCGUGACGAGAUCACGGCCAUGCAACUAGCUCCGAACGACUGCAAAUAUUUGGGUUAUUUGGCACCUGACAAAAUGCCUGACAAGGAGACUGGGGAGGGCGUGAAACUGGAGCAGUACCUGGUUCUCGGCCCAGUUAGUGGGAUUCAGAAGUACGAGUUCGAGAAGCAGUGCAAGGUCUACAGCGUGGCAGCAGGCUUUAGGGAUGCCACCCAACACCAGGGAAUGGCAGAGAGACGUGCUGAACCUGGUUCCGAGAAAGGCGCCUGA
Messenger RNA from Cladocopium goreaui, 1338 nucleotides. NCBI's taxonomy places the organism in Eukaryota, Dinophyceae, Suessiales, Symbiodiniaceae. The record is from the annotation of a GenBank genome assembly.